Habropoda laboriosa is the source of this 1398-nucleotide messenger RNA. RefSeq names its product CCA tRNA nucleotidyltransferase 1, mitochondrial. The coding region runs from base 25 to 1398 and encodes 457 amino acids. The transcript is spliced from 6 exons. NCBI's taxonomy places the organism in Eukaryota, Metazoa, Arthropoda, Insecta, Hymenoptera, Apidae. Gene Ontology annotation, biological process: RNA processing. Gene Ontology annotation, molecular function: RNA binding; nucleotidyltransferase activity. The record is from RefSeq and is a predicted model, not a curated record.
AAAAUGUUUAAAAUAUUUUAAAUAAUGUCAGUAAUUCUUCUUCGUAGAAAUAGCAUUUCUUCUUAUAAUCUUUUACGGCUAUAUCGAACUUGGCAAAAAGUUAAAAUGAAGAAUGAGUUGAUGCCAAUAAGCAGAUCUAAUCCAAUAAUUAAAAAAUUGGAUACUCCAUUAUUUCAUUCUAUAUUUACACCAGAACUUAAUGAGUUAGGACGAUUAUUUAAAAAAUAUAAUUAUGAACUAAAAAUUGCUGGUGGUGCUGUUAGAGAUAUGUUGAUGGAUAUAAAGCCAACAGAUUUGGAUUUUGCAACAGAUGCCACUCCAAAUGAAAUGAAAGACAUGUUCCAAAAAGAAAAUGUUAGAAUGAUUCAUUCUAAUGGGGAAAAACAUGGUACAGUUACUCCAAGAAUAAAUGACAAGGAAAAUUUUGAAGUAACCACACUCAGAAUUGACACACAUACUGAUGGUAGGCAUGCAAAAGUUGAAUUUACAAAAGAUUGGAAAUUAGAUGCUCUUCGUAGAGACCUUACAAUAAAUUCCAUGUUUCUUGAUUUUGAGGGAAGCGUAUAUGAUUACUUUUUUGGUUAUGAUGAUUUACAAAAAAAGAGAGUUACUUUUGUUGGAAGUGCAAAAUGUAGAAUUCAAGAAGAUUACCUUAGGAUUUUAAGGUAUUUUCGAUUUUAUGGAAGAAUUACAGAACAACCAGAUUCUCAUGAUGAGGAAACAGUAAUGGCAAUAAAAGAAAAUAUAUAUGGUUUGAAAGAUAUAUCUGGAGAGAGAAUCUGGAGUGAAUGGUCAAGAAUCUUUUCUGGAAAUUAUGCCAAAGAAUUAACAUUAAAAAUGUUGGAAUGUGGCAUUGCAAAAUAUGUUGGACUUCCAGAAAAUCCAAAUAUAGGAAAUUUUGAGGUUGUUUAUGAUGCAUCCAAGAAAAACAAUAUUUCUUUGCAACCAAUUACUUUUCUCGCUGUAAUGUUAAAGGAUGAGAAUGAGGUGCUUCAACUUCAUAAAAGACUAAAACUUUCUGCAUAUGAAAGGGAUUUAGCAUUCUUUUUAGUUCGAUAUUGGGAAGAUAAACCAUCACCCUCAGUGGAUCUUUUAAAGUUUUAUAAAAAACUUAUUAUUCAUUGGAAAGGAAAUACUGCUAAUGGAAAAAGUUAUAUUUGUGAAUUACUGAGAUGUAAACAACAUUUUAAUCUGGCUGAAGACUUAGAACAAUUUGUAAUACCGAGAUUUCCAGUUAAUGGAAUUAUAUUAAAAGAACUAGUGAAAAAAGGGAAGAUGGUGGGUAUUGUUUUGAAAGAACUGAAGGAUAUUUGGGUGGAUAAAAAUUUUGAAAUUAAUCGAGAAGAAUUAUUACAGGAAGUUCCGCGAAUUAUCAGUGAACUAGAAGAUAAGAGCUGA